AUGAAUUUAUCAUUAAAACAAAAAAUAUGGCUGGAAAAGGCAAUGCAGGAGCAUAACCAAGAAGAAUCUACUCAGCUGAAGCAAUUAGUUAAAGAAGAUCAAACAGCUGAAAUAUCAUCUGUUCUUGUUUGCAAGAAAUGUCAUCAAGAUAUGACAGAUGAUGAUCAUAAACCAAUGUCUUUAGCUCCAUGUGGUCAUACAUUAUGCAAAAAUUGUUUAGAAAAGCUUGAGUCAAAAAGAUGCCCAUUUUGUAAUGCAAAAAUCGAAGCUACAGCAAUUAACUUCUCUUUAAAGAAGAUUAGUGAAAAUAUAGAAGAUGAAAACGUUAUUCCAGAUUUUAAACAAAAAUUGGACGAAGUUACCGAAAAAAUUGCUGCAAUAUUUGAACGACUUGACGAAAAUAAGAAGAACCAAAACGAAACUCAAGAAAAAAUUCGCAUAAAUUCUAUCGUAUUAAAUAAAUUAAAAGAAGAUUUUGAAGAAAUCAAACUCAAGCGCCAAAUUUUAGGUGACAAACUAGAAGAAGCUAGAAAAAAGGUUGAAAAAGCCACACAAGAAGAGGAAGAUUUAACAAUAAUCGUAGAAGAAAAGAAAAAAGCUGCAGAAAUCGAAAACCUCGAAAACAUUAUCAAGUCAAAUAACUAG
This is a messenger RNA of Trichomonas vaginalis G3, 645 nucleotides long. RefSeq names its product E3 ubiquitin-protein ligase rad18 family. Lineage: Eukaryota; Parabasalia; Trichomonadida; Trichomonadidae. The transcript has a single exon. The record is from RefSeq and is a predicted model, not a curated record. The coding region runs from base 1 to 645 and encodes 214 amino acids.